CUGGCUUAUUUCAUUCGGCACCGAGGAUCGGGAACUCGAGACCCGGCAGCCCAGCGAGUCGGUGGCUGGCAGGGUGCAGAAUCGCUAGAGAGCCGCUCCGGGGCUGCGGCUGCGCGGGCGCGGGGAUGAGCGGGCCAUGGAGCGGCCUCCGCGGGGCGCACGGAGCGGGUCGGUGCUGCGGAGGGAGAGCUGCCUGAGCCCGGGCUCCACGGGGCUUCGGGGCCUCGCGCGCCCUGGAGGAGUCCCUGUCGCUGCCUCGGGGAAGGACGCGAGCCCCGCGCGGCCGGCGCUGCAGCGGUCACCGCGCUGAGGCUCCCGGAGCCUACCGGCUCUGCGGCUCCGUGCGCUCUCCGGUCGCUCGCGGGCAUCUUGCCCGGCACUCGGCUGGCGCAGCGCGGCGAGGUCGGCUGUUGGAGUGGUGGACUGCGGGACUGGCCCGAAAGGCGUACGCGCGGGUGUUGGACUGGAGAUCCCGGCAGAAGCCGAACCCGGCGGACCUGAGCAGCCAUGCUUCCCGGGGUGGGCGUGUUCGGCACCAGCCUCACCGCCCGAGUCAUCAUCCCGCUGCUGAAAGACGAGGGCUUCGCGGUGAAGGCGCUGUGGGGCCGCACGCAGGAAGAAGCCGAGGAGCUGGCCAAGGAGAUGAACGUGCCUUUCUACACUAGCCGCAUCGACGAGGUGCUAUUGCACCAAGACGUGGACUUGGUGUGCAUCAACCUGCCGCCUCCACUUACCAGGCAGAUCGCUGUCAAAACCCUUGGCAUAGGCAAGAAUGUCAUCUGCGACCGCACCGCCACGCCACUGGAUGCCUUCCGCAUGAUGUCUGCUGCCCACUACUACCCCAAGCUCAUGAGCAUUAUGGGCAACGUGCUGCGCUUCCUGCCGGCCUUUGUGCGCAUGAAACAGCUGAUCGAGGAGGGCUAUGUGGGCGAGCUGUUGGUGUGUGAGGUGCAGGUGCACAGCGGCAGUCUGCUGGGCAAGAAAUACAACUGGAGUUGUGACGACUUGAUGGGAGGUGGUGGUUUGCACUCGGUGGGCACCUACAUCAUUGACCUACUCACCUUCCUCACGGGUCAGAAGGCUGUCAAGGUCCACGGGCUGCUAAAGACUUUUGUCAAGCAGACGGACCACAUCAAGGGCAUCCGUCAGAUCACCAGCGAUGACUUCUGCACCUUCCAGAUGGUGCUAGAGGGCGGGGUGUGUUGCACAGUGACCCUGAACUUCAAUGUGCCCGGAGAGUUCAAGCAGGACGUGACCGUGGUGGGCUCGGCCGGGCGCCUGCUGGCAGUGGGCACUGACCUAUAUGGGCAGCGCAAUAGUGCCCCCGAGCAGGAACUGCUGCUGCAGGAUGCCACGCCUGUGAGCAACUCCCUGCUGCCGGAGAAGGCCUUCAGCGACAUCCCCUCACCCUAUCUACGUGGCACCAUGAAGAUGAUGCAGGCGGUGCGCCAGGCCUUCCAGGACCAGGAUGACCGGCGCACGUGGGAUGGUAGGCCUCUUACCAUGGCUGCCACCUUUGACGACUGCCUGUACGCGCUAUGCGUGGUGGAUACUAUCAAGAGGUCCAGUCAGACUGGCGAGUGGCAGAACAUUGCUAUCAUGACCGAGGAGCCGGAGCUGAGCCCCGCCUAUCUGAUCAGCGAGGCCAUGCGCAGGGGCAGGAUGUCCCUCUACUGUUAGCACUGGGACUGGGGACUUGGAGGUCUUUUGUGUGGGGCCAGCUAGGGGCAAGUGCACUGGGGAGAGGGUGAUCAUGGGGAUUGUGGGAGUGGGGCAGGGGCGGCAUGAGCCCAUGGGCACCCGAGAGGGUGAUCUCCAACUUCAUAGGCCAAGCUCAUAUUCAGAGGGGCGUUCUAUCCUUUAGAUGGUCCCUGCUGGGUAUUUGCAUGGGAGGACGAAAGUUUAGGCAACACCUCUGCUGCCCGUUACUGUGAGAAGCAAGGAGGGGCAGCUCCCCUCCCUACCUCAUCCAUCCACAGGCCUUGGCCUUCUUUGCGAGUCAAGGUGCUGUAUCAGAUGGCAAGCUCAGCGCCCCCCACUGGCAGGAGUCUAAAUAAGCUUUUUGGUGUAGGGAGAGGAAGAGGUGAGUUGGACUGGUAAGAAAGUUCCAAUUCCAGGAAGCCACUUUGGGCUCUACCUUAAGGAUCUGAAGGAAAAUUGCUAGCAACAUAUACAGUUCCUUGAUUGUUCCUCCUCCUUGGAAGCAUUAAGUGAGUCUGUUGCCCCUCACCUGGUGUGGUGAGCGUCCUUAGUGGAGAGCAAAGCACUCUGCAUCCAGACAGGUGAGGCAGAACAUACACUGGAGUCUCUGAGCUGAUCAGUAACAGACAGGCACAAGGAGCCACUUCAAAGCACUCUUUUCAGUGGAACAAGUUAUGAAUAGGCUCUCUAGGCAUCACCAAGAAUGCCACACCUAGUGUGGACUAAAUAGCAAGUUUUUGUUCUGUCCUCCAGGAUUGGGGACCACUGCAGUGUGAGCCGCAGUGUGAACUCCCAAAAAGAGGAGAAAAUGACUCCAGUCCCAGAGUUGCUUUGGCACCAAUACCCAUAUUUCCUACCAAGAUGAGGAAAGGCAUUGAUGUGAUUCCUCGCUUUGUGUGUUUAAAAGGGGAAGCCUUCAUUUUCACUCACAUAGAGUCUUUAAGAAGAAUCAAGGCUCUUUUCCUUAUCUUUGGGCCUGGCUUCAGGGUUCUGACACCUGAAAACUUCUGAACAGGUAUUAAGUAAAACAGAAAGCCAGUAAGGAACACAAUUUUCAGUGUUUCUAAAAUGGGGAAUUAGAGCCCUCAAAGGGGUGUGCAUAGGUGAAGAAGACUAAUGUUGGAAAAAACCACCUUUUACUUCCUCUCCAGUCUCCCAUGUCUUUUCACCCUAUUUACAGAACUGAAAAAUGAAACUAGAGAUGGUCCACUUCAAGCUUACAGUGGGCAGAGACAAAGCGCAUCACACAGAGAGACACACAUUUAUAAAUGAGCUCUCCUCAGAUGUCACUAGAAAUAUUCUUUAGAAUUCAGGUCUGGUCUUGAAAGAAAGGUCAAGUUAUGUACAUUUCGAAAAUGGGGGAAUUGUCCUUUUUUGGUCAUUUCUGCUGACCUUCACCUGUCAUGUGGCAGUUCUGAGGCUGGAUAUGGAGACGCCUGUGUAAGUAGUCCGCAUAGCUUUUGUGCAGUCUCACUGAGUCCUGAUGAAUGUCUUUGGCCCUACAGCCCACCCCCAAGCCUCUGAAUAAGCAAUAUUUGAGAAGAGUCUGGCCAGUACUCCCCUAUGCUCCUCCCUGGUGACUCACAGGGACAGUCAUCCAUGUGCCCACAUACCAGGGAUAACCAUUUUCUAGUAUGAAGGAGCAGGUGUUGCUUUGCUAGAAAUCCAACUUCCCAGGGUCCUACUGCAGCAUGGUGUGUACAUAGGUGAAGAAGGCUAAUGGGGGAAGGGGGGGAUCUUUCACUUUUCAGUUGAAACUAUAAAACAUCUUUUACUAUCAGUCAACUGAAACUCCCCAAGGCUCCCAAUUGGUUGAUAUCCCUCAUGCCAGCAUUCCAGGCUUACAUCUAUCAGAUCAAAAUGGGAGAUUUAGUGGACUGGGUGUCUCCCAGGACUCUUUUGUUCACAGGGCCAUGUCAUAGACUCUUGUCACUCUUGUACUCCUAAAUUGCCCUCUAGGGAAGAGAAAGAAACAAAUUUUUUUUCUAGUUACCCUGAAAGUCUGUGUUUAAGGAUGUAGUGGGUAGGGUAGGGGGCAGGAUAGAAUGAACCACAGGGUUCAUUUUUCUAAGUUACUUAUACUCUAAGUAGAAAUUCUUGAGGCUCAAUUUUUUGUUUCUCUACUGAUUCUUGAGAUUCUCCCCUACAGAGGCCUCUGAGCUCUGUGAUAACAGGCAGGGUCUAAAACAAAAAUUCUCAUUUGAGGCUAGAGAAACCUAAAGACCUAGAAAGAAUACGUAUUCUUUAAAAAAAGCAUGUGCAAUAGUAAGUGUGCUCCGAUUUCAUCUCCUGCAAUGCAUGUAGUAGAGGUAGAGGAGGAAGAAAAGAUCGUUUUAAUGUAAAGACGGCAGCAGAUGAGUUUAAGAGAUUUCUUUAGUAUUCUGCAGCCCUAGGCUUUUCUUGAUUGCAAGUUCUUGAUUGGCAGCAGUGACACGAGGCUGAAAUCUCAAACAAUCAUUCUGCAAACUGGCUUUGAUCUAAGUCCUGGAAUAACCAGCCCCUUUCUAAUUUCUUUAACAUGGUUCAAGGCCAUUAUGUACUGGAGGCAGCAUGUUGGGUGUCCCCAUUAAGUUCCCCCUUGCCUGAUUUGUUGAUGUGUCCGCUACAGAAGUCCUGAAGUUCAGGAUCUCAGAGACUGUAGAUCAGGGUUUUUUAACCAAGUGUUUGAGAAUGCCCUGGGUUUAUGUGCAAAGUUCGGGGUCUAGGAGUUCUCCUCUGUGGCCACUGUGAGUUUCUCUAAGACUUCUCUCUCAGUGGUAAAGUUGCAUUGUGGGCUACCUCCAAAGCAGCUUAGCCUACCUGGCAGCAAGUCCCAUCGGGUCAGGUAUUGUCAGUGCUCUAGGUGUAGUGUCACCUGACUUACCCACUGUAUGCAUAAUAUUUUAAGUGCAUCAUCUCAUUCAAUCCAUAAAAUACAGUAUUGACUACUGUCAUUUCCUCUACGUAUAUAUGAAAAUAUAACAUACCCAAAGCACACAAUGAGUGAGCAAACUAGAGUUUGUGGUUUGUGCUUCUGCUGUUCUUGCCAGGAAAGGCAUACUCCCACCCCAAGGAGCAUCAUGGGAGGAGUGGGCUGAGACUGGGCAGCCCGCUUUCCUGUUGGGCAGGAUGCAAAAUUUGAUGUCCUGCCAGCUGGUUAUUAAAGCUGCAAACAGAAGUAGUCGAUUUUUCUUCCCCUUCCAAAAUGGAAAUAUCACUCAGCUUCUUUUAAGAUGGACUUUCAAAGUUGACUUUUUAAGUGACUCAGCAUCCUCAGUGUUACAGACUUUCAAAGCAUUGUUGGCUAUGAUAGAUGGCCUUGAAUUUUGCUGCCAGGAGUGUGACAUAGGAAGGCAUCUUUUCUCAGGGAGCAGGCUUUAGGGUUUUGUUUGGGACUAUGGGUUUUAGCUGUGCAUUUGUUCUCUCUCUCUCUCUCUCUCUCUCUCUCUCUCUCUCUCUCUCUCUCUCUCUUCAGCUAUUGAACUUGAUCUACAGUUAUACAUUAGGUUUCUGAUCUGAUCUCUGUCUGGUGGGCACUAGAGGAAAUCAGCUUUGAUAAUGAUAUCCUGGGGACAAAGUCAACCCAAUUGCAUUUGAAAGGCCUCUAGAGUGUGAACUAGUAGACCCCUUUUACAUCCCAGAGAAGAAAUUGAUGACCAAGGUCACCUACUUCUUUAGUGGUAGACCUAGGGUAGGAAGCCCAGUUUUGUGAUUCUCAGUUUUCUUCAGGGCUCCCAGAUGGGGAAAGGAGGCUCAUCUACGUGAGCCAUCUGCCUAGGUGGAGAAGUUGGAAUUAGAGCUUGGCCCUGCACUGGACAGUGUUCCCUGAGCUGUGAUGAAGCCUUUUCUUUUCCUUUUUUCUUUCUUUCUUUCUUUCUUUCUUCUUCUUCUUCUUCUUUUUUUUUUUUUUUUUAAGCAAACGGUUACCGGCUAUGUAAAAGACUGUGUGUGUGUGUAUGUUAGGGCUAGAACCCAGGGCUUUGUGCAUGGUAGGCAAGCUCUCUACCACUGAGCCACAUCUCUAGCCUCAAUUAUGUUUUGAAUGUAUUCCGAAAACUAGCUGUUUAAUAUUUUUCAUUGUGUCCAUAAUGGAUCUAUUAUCUUUAGUUUGUAUGUUAAUGGAAGCUGAGGGGCAUAAAUUCAGAUGUUCACCUUGGGGAUUUCUUAGGACCCACUCUACUACUGCCCCUUUGCCCCCUGCUGGGUACAAAUCUUGACUCUGACUAGUCUAGACUCUUGCCCCACCUGCUGGUGACCUCCUUUGUCAAACCCCCUGGAAUUUACAGGGCCGAAGUCAUGACAUUGGGGAACUUGUUGGAGAAAAACUAAACAACUGUUGGUACAUUGUAUUGAUUUCCUUUGGGUGAAGGAGGAGGGAAGGAAAGUUGUGUGUCUGCAGUGCGGCUCCAGAGUUGUCUCCAGCAGUGAUUGUGCUGUCCUGCUGGUCCACCCUGGUCAGCAGCUGGCAGAUGGGGCAUGCUGUGAGUUUCUGGAAACAGAUCAGAUGGGCGGGGGCUUCUAGAACUUGUCUGCAGAGGUGUUAAAAGCCCCCCUGUGCUUCUCCAAGAUCAUGGGCCUGUGGUUUCGGUGUUCAAAGGUCUGUGUGAUGUAAGGAGUAGAUGGCCUUCUCUCCCUGGCAUCAGAGUCCUUACUAGCUGGAGUCAUUGAGAAGGCCACCAAAGCCUCUGGCUCUCUUUCAGGCUUGCUGACAUACAGCACUCCUGAAUACUCUUGAAUCUGCUGCAACCCUUUGUUUACACGAGCAGUGAACAGAAUAAUAAAAAGAACAUGCUAGACACAAUGCUUGAUGCUUAGUGCGGCGAUCUAAGCUUGCCUGGACUGGUAGCACAGGGAGGCCAUAGGCAGUGGGGUCACCAUGUCACUGUCUCCUAAGCUCUGUCCAACUGUCUCCUGUUCCCUGUAGCCCACCACAAGGGCUAGGUUGUUCAGUGAGCCUCACAACGUCUCAUAAAUGCAAUGAUUUGUUUGUGAUGUGGAGUCGAAUCCCAGGUUAAGCACAUAACCUGACCUUGCUCCUUUAUUCUGCCCUGUCCCUUGUCCAGGGGAGGGAGAACUUUCUAGCAAUUAUGGCUUUUCUGUUUGUUGCCUGGUGCUUUUGUAGUACUUUGUUUUUUGUGUGUGGGUUUUUUUUUUUCUUAUUAUUUUGAAACCAAAAUUACAUUGGUUUAGCUGUCAUGUUCAAGUAUAUAUUUAUUGUGUUUUACAAACAUGGGUAUAUAUGUAUGUAUAUGUAUAAAACCAAACAUAUAUAAAAAGUCAAAGCAUGUAUACUAGAUAUUUUAAAGUUAUUUAUCAAGGGGGGAAAGAUGUAUGUUAUAAAGUAAACAGAGUCUAUAUUUUAUAUAUAAUGUAGAUAGGAAAAAUAGCUUAUAAAUUAUAGAAGGUUUUAGUUUUCAUUUUCUAUUAUUAAAGCAAAAGAAAGAAAAUAGUAAUAAAAAAAUGGCAAUGAUCACAACUGUGCUUAGUGUUUUCAAGGCUGAACUGCUAUGGCAUGGUAGAUUUCCUUCCUGCCCCACCUCCAGUAGUUCCGGUCUGCAGAUCCCGGCUACUGAGCAGAUGCCCACUGGUGCCUUUGUGAUGCUCUGGGUCUGGAUGUGUGGCUCCACCAAGGUGCGCAUGCCCAACUUGCUGCCCGUGCUGCUCAGAACAUAGCUUCUAGCUGUUCACAGUUUGCUUUGGUGGGAUAAGCAUUGGUGGGAGAGAGGAUGAACUCGGCAAAUAAAGAUUUCAAAGAA
Nannospalax galili (Upper Galilee mountains blind mole rat) is the source of this 7436-nucleotide messenger RNA. RefSeq names its product glucose-fructose oxidoreductase domain containing 1 (gene Gfod1). The transcript is spliced from 2 exons. The record is from RefSeq and is a predicted model, not a curated record. Bases 508 to 1680 code for a protein of 390 amino acids. NCBI's taxonomy places the organism in Eukaryota, Metazoa, Chordata, Mammalia, Rodentia, Spalacidae. Gene Ontology annotation, molecular function: nucleotide binding.